UCUGAUAUUGCUCGUGUAGCACAGAAGCAGAGCAGAUAUUCGGAUCAGAGCCAGCGGCGAGCUUCACAAAGUUCAAUUUCAGGCAACUAUGGCUUCUUACUGGAGCUAUGGACAAUCCCUCUCAGAUUCUACGAUUCCCUCUACGAGCAGAGCCUUCAUCUCUAGUCCAUGGCAUUGGGGCCUUUCCGCUUCGUCUUUCUCCCAACCUCAUCGCCUGCAGUUUACGGCAUUUCGAGCUCGGAACAUCAAGAAGAUCGAUUCCAAAGCGAACAGACUCACAACUUUCUUCUCUGCUUUGCCUUUCGAUCUCUCCCCUCCUCCGAUCGAUCAGGACCUCCUUGAGACUGCGGAGAUUGAGGGUGCAAGGAUUUCUGAUGAUGGGAUAAUUGAAACUUUUCAUAACGAUGAUGAAGCACUGGAUGCAGCCAAUAAUGGGGUCGCGGUCGUGGAUCUCUCACAUUUUGGCCGACUAAGGGUUAGUGGGGAAGAUCGUUAUCAGUUUCUUCAUAACCAAAGCACAGCUAAUUUUGAAAGUCUACGUCAAGGACAAGGAUGCAGUACUGCAUUUGUUACACCCACGGCUCGGACAAUUGAUAUUGCUCAAGCAUGGAUCAUGAAAAAUGCCAUCACAUUAAUUGUCUCGCCAGUGACUCGCGAAAGCAUAAUUCGAAUGCUCAACAAGUACAUCUUUUUGGCGGACAAGGUAGAGAUUCAAGAUAUUACCAAGCAUACAUCCUUGUUAGUGUUGGUGGGACCUAAAAGCAACCAAAUCAUGGAGGCUUUGAACCUUGGUGAUAUUGCGGGAGAACCAUAUGGAACACAUCAGCACUUUAGUGUUAAUGGUAUGCCAAUAACCGUGGGGGUGGGAAACGUCAUUUCUGAAGAAGGUUUUUCACUGUUGGUAUCACCUGCUGUGGCUGGACCAGUAUGGAAAACUCUAGUUUCUCUAGGUGCUGUUCCAAUGGGCUCAGAGGCAUGGGAAAAGCUGAGGAUAUUUCAAGGAAUGCCAACUCCUCAGAAAGAGCUUACCGAUGAGUUCAAUGUACUCGAAGCUGGUCUUUGGAAUUCAAUUUCUCUCAACAAGGGUUGUUACAAGGGACAAGAGACAAUAUCUAGACUAAUAACAUAUGAUGGAGUAAAACAGAGAUUAUGGGGACUUCAGCUAUCAGAUUCAGUGGAACCAGGCAGCUCAAUAACCAUUGACGGAAAAAGGGUGGGAAAGCUGACAAGCUAUACACCAGGAAGAAAAGGGUUGGAGCAUUUCGGUCUUGGCUACAUCAAGAAGCGAGCUGCUUCCAAUGGAGACACUGUAAUUGUUGGGGAAAACACCAUUGAGGUGGUGGAAGUUCCUUUUUUAGCUCGGCAACAACCACUGUCAAACAGCUCGAGUAUCACGUCUCAAGGCAGUGUAGAAUAAUUAUUGCUACUCUACUGUGCUUGAUCCAAUGUUCUAUACAUCUUUAAUAAUGCAUGGACCCUAAGGCUGAUGGUCUUGGAACCCUGUUUGUGCAAAUCAUUAGAGGUCUGCUUAUGGUUCAGCUGUGUUUAUAAUAUCAAAUCACAUUUUUAACUAUUUGCCAUGGUAGUGAGCUUUAAGGAUYAUAGUAUAAGAAUUUUGUACUUUAAAA
This is a messenger RNA of Momordica charantia (bitter melon), 1628 nucleotides long. Its product is annotated as putative transferase At1g60990, chloroplastic. NCBI's taxonomy places the organism in Eukaryota, Viridiplantae, Streptophyta, Magnoliopsida, Cucurbitales, Cucurbitaceae. Gene Ontology annotation, molecular function: protein binding. The record is from RefSeq and is a predicted model, not a curated record. Gene Ontology annotation, cellular component: mitochondrion.